Molecule: messenger RNA, 2480 nt
Organism: Physcomitrium patens
Lineage: Eukaryota; Viridiplantae; Streptophyta; Bryopsida; Funariales; Funariaceae
Product: serine/threonine-protein kinase STY46
Biological process (GO): protein phosphorylation
Molecular function (GO): protein serine/threonine kinase activity; ATP binding
Source: RefSeq, a predicted model, not a curated record
CCCCCCCCCCAUUGCAUCCUCUCUGUCUCUCUCCCCGGCUUCCAUUCUCUUCCAUUCUUCCUCUCCGUAUCUCUUUUCUGUUGUUUCGCCAGACCCGGCUUCCAUUCUCUUCCAUUCUUCCUCUCCGUAUCUCUUUUCUGUUGUUUCGCCAGAUUCUUCUAUUUUUUUUCAAUUCACUCUCUUUCCCUCCCCUGAUCCGUGACUUCCGUUUUGUUACAUUCCCCACCGGCUUUAGGGUUGCGCUUCGUUGCCGUGCCACGCUGUAGCUAUGUCAGUGUGAGGGUGAGGGUGGGGGUAGUUGGGAGUGGAUUAAGUGGGGAGUGCUGCUGCAACAGCAGCGACGGCGGGGUGAAGGGUGAUGGAGGAUUUGGAACACGGAGUGAAUGUGGCGAGGGUGGCAAGAGUCGGGGCUGCUUCCCCUACUCCCCAACGACCUGGGAAGAAGCUGGAUGUGUGCAAGGGCGUGCUGCGCAUCUUAAGACAGAAUGGUCACCCUGUCGUCCAGGAGCCUGGUUUUGCUGAGGCGCUGCAAGCUCACUUUAAUAGUCUACCUACCAGGUAUUCUGUAGAUGUGAAUAUCGAACGAGCAGAAGACGUGUUGAAUCACAAGGUUCUACUUUCGAAGGCUCAAGUUCCAGAAAAUCGACCUGUAUUUUCAGUUCGAGCUGUUCAUGUUUUCAACCCGGAAUCGUCGGACCCAUCUUCCUCUAAUCAGCAAAAUGAGGAUGAAGUUUCAAGUCGCUCCCCAUCCAAAUUGAACAUUCAUGCUCCGGCUUUUGGAUCAACAGUCAAUCUGGAGUCUUUAGCUUUAGAUUAUCACAAAGCAACCCCAAUGAACAUUGACGACAAUGACAGCAGCCAUCACUCUCAGAGUCAAUCUUAUCCUCAUUUGCCAAUGCACGAGGUUACAUUUGCAACUAUUGACAAACCCAAGCUUCUUAGCCAGCUGUCAGCGUUGUUAGCAGAUGUGGGUCUCAAUAUUAGGGAGGCUCAUGUUUUCUCCACAACAAGUGGCUACUCUCUUGACGUCUUCGUUGUGGAUGGCUGGCCCUCGGAGGAAACAGAAAGGCUGCAAUUGGCUUUGCAUGAAGCUAUUGCGGAAACAGAUAAAAAAGUCUGGAAGAAACCCUCCCCUGGAUCCGAGUCGCCUUCUCGUGCUGCUACCGAUGUGAAAGUAGAUGUUGGGAACAGUAUUGUACUAUCAUCAACUAUAAGCAACCCAGACGACUGGGAGAUUGACAGCAGUCAGCUAAAAUUGACUUCCAAGAUUGCCAAUGGAUCAUUUGGUGAACUGUUUCGAGGGACAUAUUGUGGCCAAGACGUAGCAAUUAAGGUCUUGAAGCCUGAGCGAUUGAGUGACAACUUACAAAGAGAAUUUCAACAGGAGGUCUCUAUCAUGCGGAAGGUUCGACAUAAGAACGUGGUUCAGUUUAUUGGUGCAUGCACCAGGCCCCCCAACUUGUGUAUUGUAACAGAAUUCAUGUCCGGGGGGAGUGUUUAUGAUUAUCUUCAUAAGCAGAAAAAAACGUUAAACAUGUCUAUUCUGCUACGUUUUGCAAUCGACGUGUCAAAGGGAAUGGAUUAUCUACACCAAAAUAAUAUAAUCCAUCGUGAUUUAAAGGCUGCGAAUCUUCUGCUGGACGAGAAUGAGGUGGUGAAGGUGGCGGAUUUUGGUGUGGCAAGAGUGCAGGCUCAGUCUGGUGUAAUGACUGCUGAGACUGGUACUUAUCGAUGGAUGGCACCUGAGGUUAUUGAGCACAAACCGUACAAUCGCAAGGCGGAUGUUUUCAGCUUUGGCAUUGUACUUUGGGAGCUUCUUACUGGAAUGGUGCCAUAUGCAGACUUAACUCCACUUCAAGCAGCUGUGGGGGUAGUUCAGAAGGGUUUGAGGCCAAUCAUACCUCCACAGACCCUCCCAAAAUUUGCGGCAUUGCUAGAACGUUGCUGGCAAAAUGAUCCUGCAGAGAGACCUGAUUUUUCCACCAUUACAAAAACUUUACAAGAGAUUUUGAAAGAAGUUGGAGACGCUGGAGAUGCUGAAAACAGAGGGAAGGACAAAAAACUAGGUGGUCUCUUUUCACAUUUGAAGCGAAGCAUCCACUAGCGAAGUUGAUUUACAGUCCUAUAUCUUUCCUUUGCUGAAACUCUAAGUGAAUCUGUGGUAUGGCAAGCAUUCUUCUAUCCUCCAUUUGUUAUCUCCUCGCUUUGUGCUCGUAUGCAGUCUAUCAGUGUCACGUUAUUUUAAUAUGAUGCGACAUUGCCAAAAGAUUUUCUGGACACUCCAGUUGCACUUGAUUAGGACUGCACGUUAUCUGGUUUGUUAACUGCAGUUAGUCAUAGCCUUCACCACUGGCUGCAUUCUGAUUCUCUUUGGUCGUGUUCUGCUAUCGAGCCUGUUGUGCUAUUGUGUUCAUAUUGGAGAGCUUGAAUAAGUGUCGUUCUAAUGAGAUGAACAUUUUGUUAGAACGUCAUUCACCACA